This is a messenger RNA of Neodiprion fabricii, 1479 nucleotides long. RefSeq lists its product as uncharacterized. The record is from RefSeq and is a predicted model, not a curated record. The coding region runs from base 247 to 1479 and encodes 410 amino acids. NCBI's taxonomy places the organism in Eukaryota, Metazoa, Arthropoda, Insecta, Hymenoptera, Diprionidae. The transcript has 3 exons.
UAUUGUCAUCAUCAACUCGGCUUGCAGCAUGGCUUGCAGGCAUCAUGGGAGACGUCUUCCCCGCGCCCGCCUUAGACGGUGUGAUCCGCGGCCAUCUGAUGUCGUAUCAAAAUAUAAUUAACUAAAUAUGUAUUAUUCCACCCAGUGUCAUACAAGUAACAACAUACAAGUGAAGUAGUGUUAUGUGUACAAGACUUGAGCCAGUAUCAGAUUAUAUGUGUGUGUAUAUUGUAUAUACUCAUUGAGAUGCCUAAGGUAUUGAAAGAUUCUCGGUAUGUGACGAGAAGGCAACGAAGACGUCAAAUUAAAGAAGAGUAUCGGAAACUCUGUAAUACCAAUGACAAUUCAUCGAUUCCUCGCCAUAUCCCAGCAACAGUUUGUACUUGUACAGAUACAAAGUCUAAUACAGCUGAGUUCAACAAUGGUGGCAUUACUGCAGACGUACAGCUUGAUCCAAUAGAUUCCAACAAUAUUGCCUUAAGUGAACCUAUUCACGAAAACCUCAAUGAUAAUGUCAACUUUAGUGACAGUAGUGGUGGUAGCUUGCCUCAAAAAUGCAAGCCGGACCCUAACAUUGAUAAAUCAGACUUACGGAAUGAUCUUCGAAACUGGGUUGUUAAUUGUUGCAUCAAUCAUAGCAAUGUUAAUGCUUUAUUGAAAAUUUUAGUUAAACAUGGACACGACGUACCUCUAGAUGCAAGAACUUUACUUCAAACUCCUCGAAAGCUGGAAAUUAUUGAUAUGAGUCCUGGGCAUUAUUAUCAUUUUGGUCUAGCGCAAGGUUUAGUAAGAAGUGUUGCCAAGUAUUAUUCAACUGAAAAUUGUCCGAAAGAAUUACAAAUCAACAUUAAUGUCGAUGGACUUCCCUUGACAAAAAGUUCAGGCAGCCAAUUUUGGCCUAUACUAGCAUCUAUCGAAACAGAUUUUUACACCGAACCCUUCAUCGUCGGUCUAUAUCAUGGUAAUGAGAAGCCUCAUGAUAGUAAUGAAUUUAUGAAGUACUUCACCGAAGAGUGUGAUAGGAUCAUUGAUGCAGGUUUGAGUAUAGGUAAUAAAACAGUUCCCAUUAAAAUUAAUGCAUUUGUUUCCGAUACACCUGCGAAAUGUUUCAUUACUGGAACCAAAGGGCAUAACGCUUAUUUUGGCUGUGGGAAAUGUGUGCAGGAAGGAGAAUUCAUUGAUAAUCGAGUGACAUACCCUGAGACAACAGCAAGAUUACGAACUAACGAAUCAUUUAGACUGAAAACCAAUGAAGAGCAUCACAAAAAAACAUCUAUCCUUGAAAACUUAUUUAUCGACAUGAUAUCAGAUUUUCCAAUAGAUUAUAUGCACUUGGUCUGUUUAGGUGUAAUGAAAAAACUGUUACAGUUUUGGAUCAAAGGAAACAAAGAUGUUAGAAUGACAAAUUUUCACCGUAAACGAGCAAUUUUCGAGAAAGGCAAGACCUUUGGAGGAAGUAGAUCGGUUCAAGGCUACUGA